UUGGUUUCACACCCCCACCCUCCGCAGCGCUCCUCCCCGCGCUGCCGGGUGUCCCCUCCGUAGACGGAAGCCGAGGAGGGACGAGCGAGCCCGGGGGAAGGCUGGAGCGGCGCGAUGGGGGACUCCAAAGUGAAGGUGGCGGUGCGCGUCCGCCCCAUGAACAGGCGAGAGCUCGAUCUGCAUACAAAAUGUGUGGUGGAUGUGGAUGCAAACAAGGUUAUUCUUCAUCCUGUAAACACCAACCUUUCAAAAGGAGAUGCCAGGACCCAACCAAAGGUGUUUGCAUAUGAUCACUGCUUUUGGUCUAUGGAUGAAUCUGUCAAAGAAAAAUAUGCAGGUCAAGAUGUUGUUUUCAAGUGCCUUGGAGAGAAUAUCCUGCAGAAUGCCUUUGAAGGCUACAACGCUUGCAUCUUUGCCUAUGGGCAAACAGGAUCUGGAAAAUCUUACACAAUGAUGGGUACUGCUGACCAGCCUGGAUUAAUCCCUAGACUUUGCAGUGGACUUUUUGAAAGAGCGCAGAAAGAGGAAAAUGAAGAGCAGAGUUUCAAAGUGGAAGUGUCCUACAUGGAGAUAUACAAUGAGAAAGUCAGAGAUCUUCUUGACCCAAAAGGAAGCCGUCAGUCAUUAAAAGUUAGAGAACACAGUGUUUAUGGUCCUUAUGUAGAUGGCCUAUCCAAACUAGCUGUUGCUAGCUACAAGGACAUAGAGUCCUUGAUGUCCGAGGGCAACAAAUCUCGAACAGUGGCUGCAACCAACAUGAAUGAGGAAAGCAGUCGGUCCCAUGCAGUCUUCAAGAUUAUCCUCACCCACACACUUUAUGAUGUACACUCAGGGACAUCAGGCGAGAAGGUGGGCAAGCUGAGUCUGGUUGACUUAGCAGGCAGUGAAAGGGCGACUAAGACUGGUGCUGCAGGAGACAGGCUGAAAGAAGGAAGUAACAUUAACAAAUCCCUCACAACUCUUGGGCUGGUUAUUUCUGCCUUGGCAGAUCAGGCUGCUGGCAAGAACAAGAACAAAUUUGUCCCUUAUCGUGAUUCUGUCCUCACUUGGUUACUUAAAGAUAGCCUUGGUGGUAACAGCAAGACUGCCAUGGUGGCAACAGUAAGCCCAGCGGCAGACAACUAUGACGAGACCCUUUCGACACUGAGGUACGCAGAUCGGGCCAAGAACAUCGUUAAUCAUGCUGUGGUGAAUGAAGACCCGAACGCUCGCAUUAUUCGGGAGCUCCGAGAAGAAGUGGAGAAGCUCCGAGAACAGCUCACGAAAGCAGAGGCUAUGAAAUCACCAGAACUAAAAGAACGUUUAGAGGAAUCAGAAAAGUUGAUUCAGGAAAUGACUGUGACCUGGGAAGAGAAAUUAAGAAAAACUGAGGAGAUAGCACAGGAGCGUCAGAAACAGCUGGAAAGCCUUGGCAUUUCCCUUCAGUCUUCUGGAAUAAAAGUUGGGGAUAAUAAGUGCUUCCUGGUUAAUUUGAAUGCAGAUCCAGCUCUCAAUGAACUUCUGGUGUACUAUUUAAAGGAGCACACGUUAAUAGGAUCAGACAACUCUCAAGAUAUCCAGCUAUGUGGAAUGGGAAUUCUUCCUGAACAUUGCAUUAUAGACAUCACUCCAGAAGGACAGGUGAUGUUAACACCUCAGAAAAAUACUAGGACAUUUGUAAAUGGUUCUGCUGUUACGGGUCCUGUCCAGCUACAUCAUGGAGACAGAAUACUAUGGGGAAACAACCACUUCUUCAGGCUGAAUUUGCCAAAGAAGAAAAAGAAGGCAGAACAUGAAGAUGAAGAGCGAGACAACUCUAUGAAGUGCAGUAACAGUGUCGAGCAGCUGGACAUAGAUGGAGACAAUUCCAGUGAAGUGUCUAGUGAGAUUAAUUUCAGCUAUGAAUAUGCCCAGAUGGAGGUCACUAUGAAGGCGCUUGGUAGUAAUGAUCCAAUGCAGUCUAUCUUGCAAAGCCUGGAGCAGCAACAUGAAGAGGAGAAGAGAUCUGCACUUGAACGACAGAGACUGAUGUAUGAACAUGAACUGGAGCAACUGCGAAGGCGGCUGUCACCAGAGAAACAGCAUUUCCGCAGCAUGGACAGGUUCUCCUUCCAUUCUCCCAGUGCUCAGCAGCGCUUACGGCAGUGGGCGGAAGAGAGAGAGGAAAUGUUGACCCACAGCCUGAGGAAGCUGCGAGAGCAGAUUGUUAAAGCCAAUUUGUAUGUGAGAGAAGCCAAUUUCAUCGGAGAAGAAUUAGACAAGAGGACAGAGUACAAAGUCACUCUCCAGAUCCCAGCUUCAAGCCUUAAUGCUAACAGUAAGAGAGGUGCAAUUCUCAGUGAGCCUGCUAUUCAGGUGAGAAGGAAAGGGAAAGGCAAACAGAUUUGGUCACUAGAAAAACUGGAAAAUCGACUGGUAGAUAUGAGGGAUCUCUACCAAGAGUGGAAAGACUGUGAGGAAGACAACCCAGUGAUGAGAGCAUACUUCAGGCGAGCUGAUCCAUUCUAUGAUGAACAGGAAAACCACAGCCUUAUUGGAGUAGCCAAUGUUUUUCUUGAGUGCCUGUUCUACGAUGUGAAACUACAGUAUGCUGUUCCGAUCAUCAAUCAGAAGGGAGAGGUAUCUGGUCGUCUCCAUGUUGAAGUUGUUCGAGUGAGUGGAGAGAUAGAGGACAGGCUGGUAGGAGGUGAGGAUAGUCCAGACUGUUCCCAUGAAAGUGACACUCAGGAGAGAAAACUCGUCUGCAUGAUUAAAAUACUUCAAGCUACAGGCUUACCACAGCACCUCUCCAACUUUGUGUUCUGCAAAUACACGUUCUGGGAUCAUCUGGAUCCAGUUAUUGUUGCACCGGAGGUGGAUCCUUCCUUAUCUCCCAACAGCAAGGAGCCACGGUGCAUGGUUGUCUUCGAUCACUGCAAUGAAUUUUCUGUAAAUAUUUCCGAAGACUUCAUGGAGCAUCUUUAUGAUGGUGCUUUGGCAAUUGAAGUUUAUGGGCACAAGCAGAGUGGUGAUCGUAAAAAUCCAGCCUUGUGGGAUUUGGGAAUAAUUCAAGCCAAAACACGAAGUCUUCGUGACAGGUGGAGCGAAGUAACCCGAAAAGUAGAGCUCUGGGUUCAAAUUCUAGAGCUGAACGAGAACGGGGAAUACUGCCCAGUUGAGGUGACUCCUGCCAAGGACGUAAGCACUGGAGGCAUCUUUCAGCUCAGACAGGGGCAGUCCCGACGAAUUCAGGUCGAAGUGAGAUCUGUACAGGAAUCCGGGACCUUGCCACUAAUGGAGGAAUCUGUAUUAUCCAUUGGAAUUGGCUGUGUUCAAAUAAAGCAUGUCAAGCCACAAAAAAUACAUGAAAAUCAUCAGGAAGAAGAGGAUGACAUGGACAGUUAUCAGGAUAGGGAUUUGGAGAGGCUGCGUCGGAAAUGGCUGUGUGCCUUAACGAAGCGUCAGGAAUAUCUUGAUCAACAAUUGCAAAAACUUGUUGGGAAACCUGAUAAAACAGAAGAUGAUGCAGAUCGGGAGGCACAGCUUUUAGAGAUGAGGCUAACCCUUACUGAAGAAAGAAAUGCUGUAAUGGUUCCUUCUGCUGGCAGUGGGAUCCCUGGAGCUCCAGCAGAGUGGACUCCAGUGCCUGGUAUGGAAACUCACAUUCCUGUUAUUUUCCUUGACUUGAAUGCUGAUGACUUCAGUUCCCAAGAUAAUCUCGACGACCCAGAAGCAGGUGGGUGGGAUGCUACUCUAGUUGCCGAAGAGGAGGAGGAAUUCUUUGAACUGCAGAUUGUAAAGCAUCAUGAUAGCGAGGUGAAAGCAGAAGCCUCAUGGGAUUCCACAGUCCACGACUGUAUCCAGCUCAGUAAAGGAACAGCAGCAGAUGAAAGAGUUUACCUUAUUGUGAGAGCCACUGUCCAGCUCAGCCAUCCUGCAGAAAUGCAAUUAGUGUUACGCAAACGCAUCUGUGUUAAUGUUUAUGGCAGACAGGGUUUUGCACAGAGUUUCCUCAGAAGAAUGUCUCACCGAAGUUCAAUUCCUGGCUGUGGUGUCACUUUUGAGAUAGUCUCAAAUAUUCCAGAGGAUGCACAAGGAGCUGAAGAGCGGGAAGCACUAGCCAGAAUGGCAGCAAAUGUUGAAGAUGCAGCUUCAGCUGACUCUGAAGCCUAUAUUGAGAAAUACCUGCGGAGUGUGCUGGCUGUGGAGAACAUCCUCACUUUGGAUCGUCUGCGCCAGGAAGUUGCAGUAAAGGAGCAGCUAAUGGGGAAAGGAAAACUCUACCGGAGGAGCCUGAGCUCUCCCAAUGUGAAUCGGCUUUCUGGAAGCCGCCAAGAUUUAGCUCCCCCCUAUAACCUGAGCAGUAACCGGAGUCCAAAGGUCCCAGCAGAGGGUCGAUGGGAGAGCCAGCAAGAUGUAUCCCAAGGUGCCGCAAAUUCCAGUAGAGGGAUUAGUCCGUCUCGUACCUCUCUGCCAGGCUCUGUGCAGCAGAAUCACUCUCCUGAUCCAGCAGGUCUCGGUAGCCUUGCUGCUUCCUACCUGAAUCCUGUAAAAUCCUUCGUGCCUCAGAUGCCAAAGCUGCUGAAAUCUCUCUUUCCUGUUAGAGAUGAGAAGAAGGGCAGGCAGACCUCUCCUCUUGCACAGCAGCCUGUCCCACGAAUUAUGGUUCAGUCUGCCAGUAUUGAUGCCAGUGCUACAAAGAUAAAACAGAUUACCCAAGAGGAAGCAGGGAAACAGCUGUUUGAAAUUGCAGCGCAGACGUCAGAGGCAGAAAAGAGCCCAGAAAAGACACCCAAAGUGCCUUUGCAGCAGCCAACAGGAGACAUCCAGGCGCAGGACUCCCAGGAAGGGCCACCGAGUCCUCUGAGCGAAGCCUCCAGUGGUUACUUUUCUCAUAGCGUUUCAACAGCCACCCUCUCCGAAGCACUUACAGCAGGAAGCGAUGCUGCCGUUCAGCCAGCAGCUCAAAUGCCUGCAGUGAGUGACCUCCCAGCUCCUGCCGCGGCUCAGAUCUCUUCUGACGUGCCCAGGCCCUCUGACAGCUCUUCAGAGGGCUGUCUCUCUGCUAAGAGAGAGAGUCUGCCUGCUUCCAGCCUUCAAAGUGCUCAUGUGAGACGUAAAGACAGCGCUGAAGUGAAUGGAAAUGAUGCUUUGAAAUCAAAAUAUUUUGUUUCUCCUGUGACUCAGAGUGAACAGGUAAAUGAUGCCUCUGUGGCCACUGAUGCAAAAACCUUUCUUUCUACCUCCACUCCAAAGAAGGAGUUGCUAUCUAAGCAGUCAGUGGAGUCAGCAGGACAAGCCACUAGGAAAAUGGAAACGGCUUCGGCCUCAGAACUGGGGGUUCCCAAACCACAGCUUCAUCCCGACCAAUUGUCCCAACCCAGCAUUGCAGCCUCCCCCUUCAAAAUCCAGAAAGUCAAGACGUCUGAGCUCAAGUCCUUUACAAGCAUGCUGGGGACAGAUCCUGCAUGUCCACUAAGCACAGAAGAGCCGCAAGAAGGAGAAAAGAGCACACCUUCUGCACGAGGACUGAGCCAUAACGGAGCAGGGACAGCAGACGAAAAACUGGAAGUGAUUUCUGACUCUGAAGAUGCCAAUGAAAUUCCUGAGUGGCUGAAAGAGGGAGAAUAUGUCACAGUUGGCACAAAUAAGACAGGCACCGUUAGAUAUAUUGGUCCCACAGACUUUCAAGAGGGAACAUGGGUUGGUGUCGAACUGGAUUUACCUUCAGGUAAGAACGACGGCUCCAUUGGAGGAAAGCAGUAUUUCAAAUGCAACCCCGGCUACGGGCUUCUCGUGAAACCGGGCAGAGUUAAGAAAGCCACGGGAGCAGCGAGGCGACGGAGCGCUGGGUUGAAGCUGCAAGGGGCAGCCGCCCCCGAGAACAGGAGGAGCGGCAACUUCUCCGGCUCAGCCUCCAACCUGGCGUCGCUGACAGCCCUGGCCAAGUCGGAAGGAGGGGCCGCGCUCCGACCGGAGAAGGGCCAGAAGAACGCAGAGAACCGCAAAUCCUGGGCGAACUGAGACGGGCCACCGCAGCCGGGUGGGCGACACUAUGCAACGCGGCCAGGGGAAGCGAGUCUUUAGCUUUGUGAAGCUAAACCAACUGUGUAAACGUCUAGUUUGUGGCAAACACUAAUGAAGGGGGGGGGGGUUUCUAUGCUUUGGGUGAUUGACAUGUUAAUUCUUUGCCUUGUCAUGGUGCUGGAUCUACAUCUUUAGUUUCCUGUUACAAAUUGUGGCACUUCAGCGUAAGACUGAUGUCAAACACCGGAAGCUCUUGGCGGCCGGCGGGUGUAAACUGUGGCGUCUUCCACCUUUCAGGGAAGGGAGAGACACAUGAAUAGUCCGAAUUACUAUACGACUUUCCUGUAGCUGCUCAGAUCUGCCCGCGCACCAACGCCUCUCUCGGCGUGCCUGGCAGUUCCAAAAAAAAAAAAGGCCCAAAAGCAACGUUUCUUUUCUAAUUUUGCAAGGGUUGUGUCCCUAUAGAGCAAUAGCUGGUGAAAGGGCAAGGUUGUAAUGCUUCCAGUUAGGUAGCGAGGGGAACAGAAAACUUUAUUUUCAGAAAAAAACAUCCAAAACCCCUUUAUUUUAAAAAGGAGCAACUCUUUUAUUAUGUGACCUGGGACCAGUGCCUGUUUUGAUUGCUAUUCUGUCGUCCCUCUUUCCUGUAGAAGUCGACACGAUCUUCGCAGCUGGUUUGUUACGGGUGAGAGCAGGCCUGCGGUCCAGUCUUUAGGAAGGAGAAGACUUGAGCAGAUUUGCGUGAUCUAUUUAGUGAGCGCUUUUGCCCUUUUUUCCCCCUGUUUCUCUCCCGAAAGCACUACAGAACCUUAUUCUCAUUUGCUCUGUCCUUUGGGCCCAGAGGGUGAUUUUUGCAGAGCCAUUGGGCGUGACUGCUUCGCUCCCGCCCGCUCUGUGCUGACGGGGCUCCUCCUCCCAGCAGCCCAAAACACUCAGAUUUCUACCAGUUUUGCAAAGCGGAGGGUCGCUGUGCUUGUAACGGGGUUCAUCCGUCCUAUUUAUUUUUAUUUAUUGCUUUUUAAAUUACAAAACAGUUGCGCUUUACAAUCACCCGCCGCCUCUCUUUGCACAGAGGAGCGCUGCCCAGCGCCACGCGGACUGUCGCUCCGGAGGGGAGGUGCCGCCGGAGCCGGCAGCACCCCGAAAUAAACCCCGCCGAGCCGAACUGGCCUCCCCCAGACCGUUCUCUCUCUCCCAAAAGCAGCAGGUUUGGGCUGGCUUUUAUACAAACUUGAUUUUAUUUUUGGUAACCCCGACUAGUUUUUAAACUUCCUGUUGCACAAAUUAUAUAUAACUGUACAUGUGAAUAUAUACAUGUGCACACAUAUAUAUAUAUAUAUAUAUAUAUAUAUAUCUCACACUUUUCUAACAGAUCGAGGAAGGCCACACUUUUAUAUUCUAAGCUGUUUAUAUCAUUUAGUAAUCACAGGGGGAUUGGACAGCUUGAGCAAUGGGUAUUUUAUCUACAGGGGGAAUAUUUAGGAUGCUAAAUUAAUGAUUAAACUUUAAUAUGUAGCUAGUCUCUGUCCGUGCUGCACAUGGGCAUCUAAGUGCCUUAGCCGUCUGGUUCAGAGGUCCUAGGGAAAGAUACAUUGUCAUCCAAGGAGACAGGGAUGCUUAGUGAAGGAGGUAAUUAUGCUGAUUUACUGUAAUUAAUAUCAUUUCUGCAGGAGGAAUAAAAUUAAAAUAGAAACUCAUCCGUAGCUGAAAGGCUAAUGCAGCAUGCGCAGUGCUGCCGGCGAUCUGUAUAUCCCUUUGGCCUUGUGUAGCUAGUUUCAGUGUUUCCGAAAUUUUCCUAAAGAAAUUUUAAUACAAAAUGUACAGAGCAGCUUUUAAAUACAUUUUUAGAGUACAGGUUUUUCUCGUUCUCCUCUGCACGAAAAUCCUGUCCUUUCAAACCGAGGGUGGGAGAGAUUCAGUAACGACUCAGAAGCUAAAAUCCGGAGGGGGGUAACUGCGAGAAACUGGUUUUAUAGGCAUGAUUCAUGCAACAAACCAACUUCUGUUUAGCAAUAUGACAAGUCUAGCUAAUGUAAGACUGCCCGUUCAUUAAUGUGAUGCCUCUUCUACUGCCUUGUUUUCUAAAAUUAUUUUUUAACACUUUUUUAAUUGCACUUUGUUCCAGUGUGCUACAAAAAGUUAGCUAAUGUGAAACAUCCUCCCAACUCCCCCCCCCCCCCCCCCCCCCCCCCCCCCAGUCUCAGCAUUUCAUUUAUUGGAUUUAGGGAUAUCUUUAAAACCUCUCGAUGUUUGCUAGAUGCAGCCUGUCCCCCCAAAAGGGACUGCCUCUUCUAGGAUAAAUCGUGCUGGAAGCAAACGUCUGAAAUACGGCUGCUGCGAGCAGGUUUUCAAAUGGUGGGAGAUUAUCGGGGUGAAAAACCCUCUCUGUUAACAGAGCACCUGGUUGGCUUUGGGGGCAGCAGGGUUUUACUUGUAUUUCUGUGUUUUCACUGUCUUGUUGGACUGUUGAAACUAAACCUCUCCUCAGUGUCCACCCUGACACUGCCCCAAAGAUGGAGACAACCCAAGGUAGGUUAUUUUCUGAGCCGAGUCGCUUGGAUGUGGCACAGGCUCCAGGAAGUGCAUGUCCCUUUAGUUCAAGCAGCUGAUCAGAAAACAUCAUUCUGAAGGUAAUACACUUUUUUUUUCUUUUUUCUUUUUCUUUUUUUUUUUUUUUUUAUAACCAGCAUUUGGAAAAGCCCUAGGGCAGCCCUCGCAGAAAGCGGGGGUGCUCUCCUGAACUGGAUCAGCCCAGGCGCCGGGGCUGGCGCGUUAGUGACUAUGCAUCUUUUCCCAGAUUUUCAUGCACUUUACACAGGGAGGACGACUCUUUAACGCAGGAACUUGUAGCGAGCGUCCGCUCAGGCUUGCGAGCUUGCUUUCCGUGGCUGUGACCUGCGGAUGGGUCUCAAAGUGCAGGAACUCGUGUUAGGGGGUGGCAAGCGCAGUGACCCGUAAAGCCAGGCUGCCAUAGAGACCCACUUACGCUGCAGCGGAGCUGUGUGAGGUCUCUUCCCUGCCCGUGUCGGUCCUUUGCACGAGUUGUGUUUCAGCAGUGCCUUAUCCCUGGGUGAGAGGCUAACGCGGGGAGGGGGCAGGUUUCACGCUGCCCUCGAGUCCGUACAGGGAGCUCUUAGCAAAGGACGAGCGAGAUUAAAUAAAGCUGCUGGCUGGUCCCACUACAAGAUGCAAAAUCCUCUUGCCCGCUUCUCCCUGCCAGCAUCAUUUAUUAAGCGCGGUAAGUGGUGGGGUGCGGAUGGGGCUGCUCCUGCCAGCGCCGUCCCCGCACGCUGCCCUUCUCCAGCCCCGGCCGCGGCUCGGCGCAGGAGCCCCUGGGUUUUUGCUUCUUCGCCAGCAUCUGGGGGUCUUGGAAGAGCCUUUUCUAACUCGUCUUUCCAUUGGUUUUUGUAAAUGUGGUGGGUCUGUAUAUAUGGAGCGGCUCUUCAUGCUGCGGUAUGAUGCAUUCAUCAGCGGUGGACUUUAAAUGAGCUAAAAUCCAAAGAUCCUUUGUAAUGAUGAGCUGUAAAGUUUGUAAUGAUUGCUGUACAAUACUAAAUGCCUGUAAUAUUGUAUGAUACACGCGACGCAGCCUGCCCUACCCAAAUAAUAAACACCUUCCUUAGA
Dromaius novaehollandiae (emu) is the source of this 9609-nucleotide messenger RNA. It is a transcript of the gene KIF13B, whose product is annotated as kinesin family member 13B. Lineage: Eukaryota; Metazoa; Chordata; Aves; Casuariiformes; Dromaiidae. Bases 115 to 5982 code for a protein of 1955 amino acids. Gene Ontology annotation, biological process: microtubule-based movement. Gene Ontology annotation, molecular function: ATP binding; microtubule motor activity; microtubule binding. The transcript is spliced from 41 exons. The record is from RefSeq and is a predicted model, not a curated record.